Linum trigynum is the source of this 2443-nucleotide messenger RNA. NCBI's taxonomy places the organism in Eukaryota, Viridiplantae, Streptophyta, Magnoliopsida, Malpighiales, Linaceae. The record is from the annotation of a GenBank genome assembly.
UAAGUUUGUACCCAUCAUUUCGCUUAUACAUAAAAACUAUAGUUUAACUACAUUGGCGUGCCGUAAUUUUUUGUCAUUUAUUGUGCUCGGAAAUCGAAACGGCGGUAACAGUGAAAUACAACGGUGACAGUACAGUACAGUAGCAGUACAAAGAUGGUAUGGUCCUUGGGAUGGGAUUAGGUGCUAACCCGCACCGUGAUAACUAGAAAAAAACGAUACUAAAAAUAAUGAAAUCACUACGGAUUAUUAUAAAAUCAAUACAACAUCUAAGCUAAAUCACUACUAAUUCAAACUAGUAGUAGUUUUUCCCUUGGUUAGGACGGUGCUAACUAUUGUACAAUUAGCACCGUAACCGCUACCUAGUCCUUGGAUUGGCAAACCCAUGUUGCUUAAAUGGGCUAACCAAAAAUUAUCUACAAAGCCCAUUCAAAUUAAAAGCCCGUACAUUUCUUUAAAGAACGGAAAAAAAAACAAACAAAGCCAACAUAAAAAGCCUAUCUCCCAGAUAUCUCAUUUUUUUGCCGCUCUUCUUCUCAAACUUUUGGCGCUACAAUCGUAGUCGCUACUCGCUACUACUAAUCCAGUAAGCAACCGUUCUGCUGCGUAAAAAGCUAGGUCACCGGAAAUCGGCGCCCCCUUUUGCUUUGGCGACGACGGAAGAUGGAUCUCAUGGACACGGACGGUCCUCUAGAUUUCGAAUUCGAAGACCCACUUUUCACUUCCGCUGGUGAUGUAGCUAAGAGAAGGUUUUUCCUCCUCCUUUUCCAAUCUCUGCAGUCGCUUGUGAGGUUCUUCCUAUUAUUUGGCGAAGGGGGUUCCUAAUCAACCAUAUGAGUAGUUUCAAAUCUUUAUACCACUCUAUUGUGGUGUUUUGAAUGAUCUUCGUGAUGGAAUGGGCGGUCAUUAAGUUUGCUAGGGUUCUUAUUUGAAGGAACUUUUUUUUGCGCAGAGAUAGUAAGUUUAUGGAGUAAUUGUAGUAAUAAUUUGAUGUGCGCUCGACUUGGGUGCAUCCAAAGUUGUGGUUGUGGCCUUUGUAGUGAUGGGUCUGAUGUUACGGUUUUUGGUAGGACGAAAACCAUUGGCCUGGAUGAUCUGUUGACUGAUUACUUCAAGGAGCAAAGCAAAGUCAUCGAGAGGCAGUCCAAGCGGGCAAAGGCUUUGAAAGACCAUGAUGAAAGUGGGGUCAGACAAGAAGUUAUGCUAAAGAGCCUUGAAGAAUGUGAAUUCAAGAUAAAUGAGAUAGGAUGCGGCGAAGAAGAAUUUACUUGGGGGAUGCAAGUCUUUGGAAACCAGAAACCUGCACCGCCGCUUGUCUUCCCGGAGCUUGCGAGUAACUCUUUGUUGCAGUCGGUCAUGAGCAACCAGGUCAAUUCUUUGGUGAAACUCACUGUAGAUGAAGGACAGGUUUUUUUUGAAGGAUUACUUAUAAAUGGCUGGCUCUCGCAAUUGGUUGGUAGAGGUGGUCGGUUGGAGAAAUCAGUAGCUCAAUGGAUCUAUCAUAUAAUGUUAUAUUCACAGAAAGAGGAGUUGAGGACAGCUGCUUGUAACUUUUGGUGCACUGCUGUUCAACUUGAUGUGAAGGAUAAUAAGCAGCCCACUGGAGUUGAGUGGUUCCCAAGUUACUCAGAUCUAAAAACAGCUGUUGAGAUAUAUGGAUUUGUUCUACACGUUCCACUGCAGGGAGAGUCGCCAAGUGCUGAUAAUGACAAUAGAGGACCACCUGAUAAUAUUCAAAUGUGGAUAAAGUUUACAGCUGCGUGCUGUCAAGCAAGCAGGGGGCAAGAGUGUAUGUUUUUGGCUUCAGAGGCUGAAACUUUACUGGAGGUUAUAGUUCUUCUGUCUCUAGACCGCAAACUGGAAGGAUUCCUGCUACUUCUGCAUGAUGGUGUACAGUCUGUCAUUAAUUACUUCACAGAUGAGGAAUGGCAGGCAGCAUGUCAAAAUGUUGCAAGAUCUCUUGCUUGCAGGGUUCCAAAGGAUUUGAACUGCAUAAGAGCCCUGGAAUCCAUACCAGGAAUCAGCCCCCGUGCUAACAGCCUCAGAGCUGCAGUUUCCCAUCAACUACUGCAUAAUUCUUUUGAUAAGGCGUGCGAUGAGGAGGGAAUCCUUAGCUGCCUUAUCGCCAUUAACAUGGCGGAGAGAGAAUGUGAUCUGUUCAAAAUGUACAUAUACCUUAGUUUGGCGGAAAAUUGGCUGCUCUCUACCACAGUUCUAGAAGACAAGCCGCUAAUCUGCGAGAUGUGGGGUGUUUACUUGCGUCACUGUACUUGCCAAAUUAGCCAUGGGGAUCUGCGGCCCUAUGCAGCAAAGAUUCGUGCUAAAGCCACAUAUCUACUUCACUCGAAAACCAAGAAAUAUUGAUCAUUAUGCCAGGUAUGCCCUCUGCAUAGACACUAGACACCACAGACAGUAAUCUUGUAGGGAAAAAAUUGUGAGUCAUCUU